Molecule: messenger RNA, 965 nt
Organism: Cuscuta campestris
Lineage: Eukaryota; Viridiplantae; Streptophyta; Magnoliopsida; Solanales; Convolvulaceae
Source: the annotation of a GenBank genome assembly
CUAACAUAUUCAUACUAACAUUGUGUUUCGAGAAGCCUAUAAAAAUGCAACAGAUCCCUGCAAAUUUCUUGGAGCGAUUGAGAGGGAAAAAUGCAGAAUAGACGCUCAUGUAGAGCAUUCCGUCACGUCUUGGAGCUUCCCUUGCGUGAAAAAGUUGGCCCGGGCCUGGGGUUCGGCUGGGCCAGCGGCAGGGGCAGUGCGGCGUGGCUCGGCAGUAGCAGCCGCGGCGUUGUCCGACCGCUUGAUGAAGGUUUGGUUGCUGAUUGUCCAAAUCUUCGUGGCCUUCGUGAGCGGGCCAAAGGUGGUGGUUACCUUGAACCGUUCAAGGAUGUCCAUCACCAAAAACGGGUACGGGAGGAGGUGGUCGUGCUCGGUGGACGCGGCAAUCGUCAUGUUGAUCAUGACAAACUUUGCCCAAUUGAUUGGGGCCGUAUGCAUGAUCGCAUGGAUGAGCUUGAGGUCUUCACCGUGCAUGAUGGUGUGGCCGUGCUUCCUGGGUUUGAUGAUCUGGGAGACGAUGUAGAGAACGAGACGGCCUUCGGGGUUGGCGGAGUGAAUGGUUGGGCGGCCCGAGGCAUGGCGUUUGAGCUCGGUGAUGCCAAGCUCGUUGAGGAUAAGGCCCUCGUUGUUGAGCACCCAAUCCUCUCCACCAUAGUGAGACACAUCGUCGCCUUGGAAGGGGAGGCCGGCAAUGCGCCCAAGCUGCUCCACGGUGAGCUCGAUCGGCGUGCUCUUGACGAGCGAGUAGAGCACAGAAGGCCCGGAUCAGCGCCGGGUUGAUCUCCUUGCGCGCCCGGGAGACAAACGGCCAAAGGCCGGCUUGAUGAAGCUGUGCGUCAAGGUCGUCGUAGCCCUGCAGCUCCGGGUAGCGCUCCGGGAUGAUCCGUGGGGGAGCCACAACCCGUUGAGAGAAGAAGGUGAGGAAACGGGUGCACUCCUCCUCGGAAUCAAACCAAAGGUAAGUC